Emys orbicularis (European pond turtle) is the source of this 1578-nucleotide messenger RNA. RefSeq names its product hyccin PI4KA lipid kinase complex subunit 1 (gene HYCC1). Lineage: Eukaryota; Metazoa; Chordata; Testudines; Emydidae. Gene Ontology annotation, biological process: phosphatidylinositol phosphate biosynthetic process; protein localization to plasma membrane. Gene Ontology annotation, cellular component: plasma membrane. The coding region runs from base 25 to 1578 and encodes 517 amino acids. The record is from RefSeq and is a predicted model, not a curated record. The transcript is spliced from 10 exons.
AGGUUUCAGAUCAGAUGUGGAAAGAUGUUGGCUGUGGACACAGGAGUUGUGGAGGAGUGGUUAUCAGAGUUCAAGACCCUCCCAGAAGCUUCUAUCUCUAACUAUGCUACAAAUUUGAAAGACAAGAGUUCUCUGGUUUCAUCUUUAUACAAAGUUAUCCGGGAGCCACAGAGUGAGCUGCUAGAGCCAGUUUGCCACCAGCUUUUUGAGUUCUAUCGCAGUGGAGAACAACGACUACUACGAUUCACCCUGCAGUUUCUGCCAGAAUUGAUGUGGUGUUACUUGGCAGUCUCAGCCAGCAGAGAUCUGCAGAGCAGUGGCUGCAUAGAGGCUCUUCUCCUAGGAGUUUACAACUUGGAAAUAGUUGACAAACAGGGGCAUAGUAAAGUGCUGAGUUUCACAAUUCCAUCCUUGUCCAAACCUUCAGUGUAUCAUGAACCUUCCAGCAUUGGUUCCAUGGCUCUUACAGAGGGAGCUUUAUCCCAGCAUGGUUUGUCCAGAGUCGUGUACAGUGGACCUCAUCCUCAAAGAGAGAUGUUAACAGCACAAAACAGGUUUGAAGUGCUCACAUUCCUCCUGCUGUGUUAUAAUGCUGCCUUAAGCUACAUGCCUGCAGUUUCUCUUCAAUCAUUGUGUCAAAUUUGCUCAAGAAUCUGUGUCUGUGGAUAUCCUCGGCAACAAGUAAGAAAAUACAAAGGAGUAAAUAGCAGGAUUCCAGUUUCUUCUGAAUUCAUGGUGCAAAUGCUAACUGGGAUUUACUAUGCCUUUUAUAAUGGAGAAUGGGAUCUAGCUCGUAAAGCAAUGGAUGACAUUUUAUAUAGAGCUCAGCUGGAGUUGUAUCCAGAACCACUGCUGGUUGCUAAUGCAAUAAAGGCCUCACUGCCUCAAGGUGCCAUGAAAUCUAGUAAAGAAGGUACAAGAUGCAUUCAGGUUGAAAUUACCCCCACUUCAUCUAGAAUAUCAAGAAAUGCUGUGACUAGUAUGUCCAUCAGGGGGCAUAGGUGGAAGAGACAUGAUAAUACUGAUGUAGCAAUUCCAGAAGAACUGAUAGAAGUAUCUGAGGUUGAUGAAGGGUUUUACUCUAGAGCUACUUCUAGCACAAGCCAAUCUGCCUUAUCAAACAGCAACAACACCAGCAACAAGAUCCUUUUAGGGAAGAGCCAGCGAAGGUCUGGAGGAAGCAAAGUUGGGGGGAAAGAAAGAGAAGCUUCUGGGGAAUCCUGCAAAGAAGACUUUUCUCGAAAACAAACUCAAAGAGCCAUGAGUGAGAAUUUAGAUCUUCUAUCUUUAAAGAGACUGACAUUAACUACUAGUCAAUCCCUGCCUAAGCCUGGCAGUCAUAGUUUGGCUAGAACUACCACUACUGCUUUUAGUAAAUCAUUUGAGCAGGUCAGCGGUAUCACAGUUCCAAAUAACCGUAGUGGUGGAAAUGGUACUGAAGCAAAUAGGUUUUCAGCAUGUAGUCUUCAAGAGGAAAAAUUGAUAUCUGGAGCAGAAAGAAUAGAUCUUCCCAUUUCAAACAAACAAUCAAAUCAGCAGCGACCUCCUAGCAUCAGCAUAACACUGUCAACAGAUUGA